AUGUCGUCUUUGCUGGCUGUAGUCGCUGCAGGUCUUCUAGUGCCCCUGGGCAUGGGACUUUGUACCGCUGCCGAAGUUCCCGCCACAGCCCAGAUAAUUGACUGGAAGAGUUUCAACGUCCUGCAGAAUGUGCCCCCUCCUGCAGAGGCGAACGACUCAACGCUCUUCCUCUGGUCUGGUGUAACCAAAGAGUCACUUGAGGCCAAACCAUUCCACGUCUACGACGCCGAGUUCUACGAUGUUAUUGGACCGAACCCCUCGCUGACCCUCAUUGCCACCUCUGACACCGACCCUAUUUUCCACGAAGCUGUUGUGUGGAAUCCCCCAACCGAAGAGGUCUUCUUCGUUCAGAAUGCCGGCGCUCCCGCUGCAGGCACUGGACUGAACAAGUCCUCCAUCAUUCAGAAGAUCUCACUUGCGGAAGCCGAGGCUGUGCGAACUGGUUCACGGGCUAACGCGACUGUCACUGUUGUGCCGUCGCAACCCCAGGUCAUCAACCCAAAUGGUGGUACGAACUACAAGGGCAACAUCGUCUUCGCUGGAGAGGGUCAAGGUGACGAUAUCACCUCUGCCUUGUAUCUUAUGAACCCAGUCGCUCCCUUCAACACCACCGUUCUCUUGAACAACUACUUCGGUCGUCAGUUCAAUUCGCUCAACGACGUUGUCAUCAACCCUCGCAAUGGAGAGUUGUACUUCACCGAUACCCUCUACGGCUUCCUACAGGAUUUCCGUCCUCCUCCCGGACUGCGCAACCAAGUGUACCGCUACAACUUCGAGACCGGCGCAGUCGCCGUCGUGGCUGAUGACUUCACUUUGCCUAAUGGCCUCACCUACUCUCCUGAUGGCAAGAAGGCCUACGUCACCGACACCGGCAUCGCUCUGGGAUUUUAUGGCCGCAACCUCUCUUCUCCCGCUUCAGUCUACUCUUUCGACGUGAAUGAAGACGGCACCUGGGAGAACCGCAAGACGUUUGCCUACACUGCCUCCUUUAUUCCUGAUGGUGUUCACACCGACUCUGUCGGCCGCGUCUACGCGGGCUGUGGAGAUGGUGUUCAUGUCUGGAACCCCUCUGGUAAGCUCAUAGGCAAGAUUUACACUGGAACAACUGCUGCAAACUUCCAAUUCGCUGGAAAUGGCCGCAUGAUUAUUACUGGACAGACGAAACUGUUCUAUGUCACUCUGGCGGCUUCGGGCGUAGAGCUGCAGUAG
This is a messenger RNA of Colletotrichum chrysophilum, 1209 nucleotides long. RefSeq lists its product as uncharacterized. The record is from RefSeq and is a predicted model, not a curated record. The transcript is spliced from 6 exons. Bases 1 to 1209 code for a protein of 402 amino acids. NCBI's taxonomy places the organism in Eukaryota, Fungi, Ascomycota, Sordariomycetes, Glomerellales, Glomerellaceae.